Messenger RNA from Debaryomyces fabryi, 339 nucleotides. RefSeq lists its product as uncharacterized. Lineage: Eukaryota; Fungi; Ascomycota; Pichiomycetes; Serinales; Debaryomycetaceae. The coding region runs from base 1 to 339 and encodes 112 amino acids. The record is from RefSeq and is a predicted model, not a curated record. The transcript has a single exon.
AUGAGAUCUGAAGAGGAGCCUAAUAUGUAUGCCCUUUCGUUUUUCUUUACGGGUAGUAUAUGUGUUUCUUUAUUAUGUAUGUGCAUAAUAGGACUAUCCGAUAGAAAUGAAGACCCACCAAACUUGCAUAUUGUGUCUAGAUUCUGGAGAGUUAUAUGGAGAGCACCAAUUGGUCUUAUUAUUGUAUUUUUAAGUUUUGCUGAGCUUGAUUCCACGUUACUAAUGGGUAUAGUAACUAUCUUGUUAGCUGUGCUCUUAGUAUAUGAAAGCAUUGUUUCUACACCAAAAGAUUGCAUUACUUAUCCUAUAACACGGAACAGAUCAUCCCCACAAGAAUAG